Lathyrus oleraceus (garden pea) is the source of this 1150-nucleotide messenger RNA. RefSeq lists its product as uncharacterized. Lineage: Eukaryota; Viridiplantae; Streptophyta; Magnoliopsida; Fabales; Fabaceae. Bases 153 to 950 code for a protein of 265 amino acids. The record is from RefSeq and is a predicted model, not a curated record. The transcript has a single exon.
GGCUUAAGCCUUUUUGCUAGACUAACUUCUCACAUCAAAAUGAUAAACCAAUCUCCAGAAAACAAAACACACUUUCUUCUUCUGCGUAGACAUUGCUGAACACAUCAUUCGCAAAUUUAUACCUUCUCUCUCACACAGAUCAUACUCCUCCAAUGGCCGCCAUCAUUUCACGAAGGUUAAGGUUAACUUCCUCCAUCCUAAAACCCUCUCAUUUCCCACCUCCAUCAUCACCUCCAUCAAACCCUCAAUCUCCAAUCUUUGAACCCUUAACCCACAACUCAUCUUCUUCUUUUUUCACCUUUCAACACUUCUUCUCCCAAUCCACAACAACCCCUCCAAAACCCACUUCCCAUUUCAAUCUCACUCCCUUCUCAUCACACAAAGUUUCAAACUUUUACCCUAAACCCAUCUUUUUCUCAACCAACGACCCAUCAUCAUCAUCAGAUUCUGAUAAAGCCUCAAACCCAAACCCAAACCCAAACCCAAGCCCAUACCCAAGCGAAAAUCCAAACUUCAAACACCAAGAAAUCGAAGGACCAACAGUAGAACGCGACCUCUCCCCCCUCGCCAACGAGACACGACAGAUUCUAGAAACAAUGAUGAAGAACAUCUACGGAUUAAGCAGGGUUGUCGCAUUAAUGGGCCUCGUUCAGCUCGGUGUUGGAGGUUGGAUCACAUACGUGACUAGAUCUUCGCCUAUCACCGAAGUUUCUGUGCAAAGCUUAUUGGCUUUUGCGUUUCCGUUUUCUCUGGCGUUUAUGCUGCGUCAAUCGUUGAAACCAAUGCGGUUCUUUAAGAAGAUGGAGGAACAAGGUAGGUUGCAGAUUCUGACACUUACGUUGCAAGUUGCUAAGCAAUUGAAUGUUUUGUUUGUUAGGGUUAGAGGGAUUUCUUUUGUUUGUGUUGUUGGUUUGUCUGCAGGUUUGGUUUUUGCUGUGUUUUCUAGAUGAAGUUGUUUUGGUUUUUAAUAAUCAAUUUGGGGAUAUAAGGUUUCAUUCUAGUGUAGUGGCCAUGUUGAAAUGUGAAAUGUUAUAGGUAUAUAGAUGUUUUGAGCUAUCAAGCUCGGACACUAGAAACACGACAAUGUCGACACCAUUAAUAAUUUGAAAGAAUGAAUCACAAAUUUUUGUGUCGGUAUCAGACACCAACG